This is a messenger RNA of Motacilla alba alba, 984 nucleotides long. RefSeq names its product homeobox protein NANOG-like. The transcript is spliced from 4 exons. Gene Ontology annotation, biological process: regulation of transcription by RNA polymerase II. Gene Ontology annotation, molecular function: RNA polymerase II cis-regulatory region sequence-specific DNA binding; DNA-binding transcription factor activity, RNA polymerase II-specific. Lineage: Eukaryota; Metazoa; Chordata; Aves; Passeriformes; Motacillidae. The record is from RefSeq and is a predicted model, not a curated record. The coding region runs from base 1 to 984 and encodes 327 amino acids.
AUGCUUGGGGCAGGGGGACCCGGCCCGGCCAUGAGCACCCACCUAGGCACGCCGCAGUACGUGCUGUACCCCGGCGCGGCCAGGUACGGGGACUAUUACUGGCUCUCCGCAGGCAGCAUGGACAGCGCGCCCACCGAGGAGGCUCCGGCGCCGGACGCGCUCCCGCUGCCCGCGGCCAAGACGCCCAGUCCCUCAGUUGACUCUCCAGCCUCCUCCAGCUCUGGGACGCUCACCCAGUACCACACCCCCGACUCCGCCACCAGCCCCACGGCAGCGGGGAGCCCGUCUCCCCACUCCUCUCUCCAGAAGGUCAAGGCGCAAGGCAAGGGUGUGGUGAAGACGGGCAAGAGCCGCACAGCCUUCUCGCAGGAGCAGCUGAAAGCCCUACACCAGCGCUUCCAGAACCAGAAGUACCUCAGUCCCCAGCAGAUCCGGGAGCUGGCUGCUGCCCUUGAGCUCACCUACAAGCAGGUGAAAACAUGGUUUCAGAAUCAACGGAUGAAAUUUAAGCGUUGCCAAAAGGAGAGCCAGUGGAUGGAUAAAGGGAUGUAUUUACCACAGAAUGGGGUUCAUCAGGCUGCAUACCUGGAUAUAGCACCCACGUUCCACCAGGUCUUCCCUGCCGGUUCCAGCAGGAACUUCCAGGCUGUGUCCAACGUGCACCAGGCUUACAGCAGCGGCCAGACUUACGGAAAUGGGCAGAACCUGUACUCGUUCCCCUCUGUGGAGGAUGAGGGGCUCUUUGGAAAAGGUGGUACGAGCUGCAACACUCAGCAAACCAUGGGUUUAUUAAACCAGCAAAUGAACUUCUAUCACAGCUACUUUGACAAUAUAGAUUAUGUCGGCGUAGAGGUUGAUGACACCUUCAACUUCCAGAGCACCUCUGACGCUGUCACACCUUUUUCGAGCUCUCCUAUACAGAAUCAAUGCCAGUUACCUUGGCAUCCCAUGGGGACCCAGAGUGGGUAUGAGUCUCAGGUUUGA